Molecule: messenger RNA, 3721 nt
Organism: Chilo suppressalis (striped riceborer)
Lineage: Eukaryota; Metazoa; Arthropoda; Insecta; Lepidoptera; Crambidae
Source: the annotation of a GenBank genome assembly
AUAACUUUCACGGCGACAGUAACGGAAAGCGGGCAACCCUUUAAACAUGGCUUAAAAGAACAGUACUUAAACCAUAAAUAUAAAAAACUUUAUUUCUCUGUUUCUUGCACGCCAAAUACGUCAAUCCACAAUGUCAAUCUGUCAUCAUCGUUCGAAAAAAUGUCCCGACAGACGUGGCAUAUGUUUACAGUGAUAACAUUUUUAUUUACAGUUUUAUCACUAGUUGGUGAUGUUUUUUCAACAUCAGCGGCACCAUGGUAUGAAAACCUACCUGCUGUGACUAUGGACUAUAAAGUUCACAUAGAUGCCGGAAAAGAAGAUUGUUACUUUCAAUAUGUCCAACCGGGUGCUACAUUUUACGCAAGUUAUCAGGUAUUGAAAGGUGGUGAUGGCAUGUGCGGGUUUGCGGUGCGGCACCCGAACGGUCAGAUUGUGCACCCCUACGAGUGGCGGCAGAGUGCGGAGUACGCAGACCAGACCUCGUCGGGAGGCUACUAUGCAGUGUGUAUCGAUAACCAGUUUUCACGUUUCGCGGGCAAGCUUGUCAACCUUUACCUCUCCGUGAUCAGAUACGACAUGUGGGAAAAAUACGCCAAAGAGGUGGAAGAGCUCGACAUGAAUAUUAAAAACUUUACUAGUUCUAUACAAUUUGUGGAGCGUAAUAUCAAUGAUAUACUACAAUAUCAGUAUCACUCUCGAGCAAGAGAAUCUCGGGAUUACAACUUAUUAAUGGACAAUAAUACAUAUGUACUCAGAUGGUCCUUCAUACAAAUAUUAGCAAUAGCUGCCACAGCAACACUGCAGGUGUAUUUUGUAAGAAAACUUUUUGAAGUUAAGGACAACUCUUCGAAGACGAGAAUUUGAUUGCCUUAAGUAAAUAUGGGUAAAAUAUUUGUUAGCUAUCCUUAAUAAUUUAUCCAUUUAGGAUAGUAAAAUUGCCUUAAAGACUUUUGUUUAUUUAAAUGAAGAUUAAAAAAGCGUCACUACUCUAAUGUAGGUAAUUUAUUAAGGAUGGCCUAAAGUGUAGGUAAUCAACAAAUUGGUGUCACAAAUUGUUAUAUAUGACUGAAUUCAUUCCAUAUUAUAUCUUGUUAUUUCUCUCUAAAGAAUGGAAAUGUAAAGUGAAGGGUCAUAUCAUAAACUCUUACUGCAAUUAAUUGGUAAAACGAUUGCAAUCAUCGCUCAGUUGAAAUGUUCCUUUUGCAUAACAUUAAUUAACCUCUUACAUUAGUACAUUGAUUUUAGUUCAGCAUCUUAUCUAAUCACCAUUAGGGCUGAUUCACAUUGGAGUGGUAGCGACUCGGCAAAUAAUUCACUUUUUUUAUAUUUAAAUUAUAUAUAAUGUAAAAGACCACUAUUGCUUGAAAAGCUUGAAGAAGUUGCAAGAUAAAGUUCAAAAUAAUUUCACAGUGAAAGCACUCGUUGAGUUGUUGCCAUUCCAGUGUGAAUUGGCCCUCAGUGUGGAAAAAGUAGUUGAUGUCAAGUUGGAAUUUAUAUUGCAUUUAUAUUUUGACAUUAAUAAUAAUAACUUCAUAAUUUUUAAUAGAUUUUAUUUAUAUUUUAUAAUGUGAUCUAUUUACGGACAAAGUAUGCACUUUUAACGAGAUACUGAUCUAUUACUACUUAUGUACAGCCAGGUUCAUUUUGCCUCAUUUUGAGUAAGGUGUUGGCGAUGCUACAGUGAGAAUACUAAACUAUGUAUGUAGUGUUAUUUGUUUAUUACCUAAUUUGUUGAAGAACUUUAUUAAUAUUUAAAAAUUUCAUUUACUUUAGAUGGUGUUAUACACCCUGGCAAACUUCUUAAAUAUCGUCCAUAGACAAGGAAGCCUGCGCAGUACCAAUUUUACAUACAAAAGCGUCUACUGCGCAAGUUAAUUUCUCUGUGGUUUUGCUCAAGAAGUUUGCUGCUACCUAUAUCACACAAUCUUAUCUCGGUAUGGCUAAAGUGCUAAUAAAUCAGUAUGCCAGUUAGCGCAUACUAUGUUUGGUGAUAGAAUUUAAUUAAAUCUAUAAAAUUUAUUCACAUGUACACUAAUUAAGUUGGCUGUUACGAAUAUCUCAAAAUAGUGGGUACUUAGAAGAGCACACAAGGUCCUUAAACCAUUUUAUUGAAUAAGUUUGUGAUCUAUUUUGAUGUUUUUGUACAAUUUUUGAGACAUUUAGAGAUAAUAAGUAUAGUUGUAUAAUAGGGCUUGCUUUAAGUAAUAAAUAUACAUUCGGCUUAGCAUGCACAAUCACAUCUGUUACCCUUCUAAUUAUAUUAAUUUUUCGAAUUUACAUUUCCAGGAUCUGAUUAAUUCUUAAGUGCAUUUUAUAAAUAUUUUUUUAUUUAUUCGCUUUUUACUGUUGUUUUUAUAUUAAGACUUUUAUAUUGAUUUUAUUCUUCUGUUCUGUUGAUGGAUGACAUAACUUAAUCUUUGUUUACUAUGGCGUUGAUGUACUUAAAAAGGUACACAUCCAUAAUAACAGUUCCAAGUACACAAAUAAAGAAUUUUAUACCUUAUCAGAUUUUUUCUCUGCACUUUACACGGUUAAGUAAAAAAAAGAAUAUUUUUUAUGUGACGUUUACAACUACCUACCUGUUAUAGAAACAUCGUUUAUUAUUUUUAUACAAGUAACGUUACCUUAAGUUAAUAAAAUAAUUAAAACCACAUUUUGAAAUAAAUUUAUUUAUUUAUUCAAAUAAUGUAUUGUAAAUUAUUCAUUACUUAUCUAUAAAUAAGUCUUGUCGACUAUAACAUGCAAAUAAUUCUAUAUACAAACAAUAAUUUAUUAGGUAAGUACAUACAUAGCUGAUGAUAGUUUUAUAACAUUUUUGUUUCUAAAAUUGGCCAAUAGAUGGCAAUACAUUGGAUUAGAACGAACAACUUUCCAUUGUAUGGAAUAAGCAAUACAUUGGAUAUUUAGAAACCAUACAAACGCUACUUCAAAUGUCGGAAUGUUAUUAAAAUCAAUUGUGAUGUCAUUGAUCAAAACGAAUUAUUAAUAAUAAAGCUGGCAUCGCUUUUAUGACUAGUUAAUUUCAGCUCGCGGCCAGCCUAUACAAUGCAGCAAUAAGUAAAUUACAUAAAAAUAUCGUGAUACAAUCGUAAUAACUUAAGAACUAAUCAGAAAGUUCAUAUUUUGAAAUACUCUGUACAAAAUUAUACGGUGAAUCUCAUGCGUAACUGUACAUUUCAUAUUAACAAUUAUUAAAUAUAUUUACUUAUUAUAAUUAUAAAAAAAGACUCUUUGAGAGUGUGUAAUACGAUACAGGUCGACUAAUUAGUAAUCAGCUAAAGCACCCUAUAGAUUUGCGUAACAAUAAUGUCGGUGCACCAUUGGAAUUCAUAAAAUUGGUCCGAAAAUACUUCUACAUAUAACUCUUUAUAGGUACUAAAUUAAGGCAGUGUCUUGGACGGACAACCGUGUGAUGUAAUACCAACGAGUGCGGCAAGUAUACAAAACGACGUGCAAGUUAAAACACCACAACUUUGAUCAUUGCUAAGUGUAUCUAAUCUAAACUCGGAUAAUCGACUUUAUUUCAAUGGUCGUAUGGUUAUUUUUUUGACGCGUGGAAUGUAUGAAUAACGCGGAAUAAAUGACAAUGGUGUCGAUUCUGGCGUGUUUCUCUAAACUUAAAACUAAAUUUAACAUCAGUCUCACCUUUUCAUCCUGUAUAGAGAAGGACAAGGAUGCACUGUUGUCAAAUUUAAGUUUAGCUUUAGGGAAUCAUGCCAGA